This is a messenger RNA of Mauremys mutica (yellowpond turtle), 3204 nucleotides long. Its product is annotated as zinc finger and SCAN domain-containing protein 2-like. Bases 218 to 1576 code for a protein of 452 amino acids. Gene Ontology annotation, cellular component: nucleus. Gene Ontology annotation, molecular function: RNA polymerase II cis-regulatory region sequence-specific DNA binding; DNA-binding transcription activator activity, RNA polymerase II-specific. The transcript has 3 exons. The record is from RefSeq and is a predicted model, not a curated record. Lineage: Eukaryota; Metazoa; Chordata; Testudines; Geoemydidae. Gene Ontology annotation, biological process: regulation of transcription by RNA polymerase II.
CCCGGACUGAGCAGCUGCAGGGCGAGGAGAGAGAUUCAUCCAAGCCCGCUCUGUGCCCAGCCCAGGUGAUGGAGAGAGAACUCCUGUAAACUCUGGAGUCAGCAGAGCGGCAUGGCCUGCACUGCCAGUCUGCUGGAGCCUGUCCAAUGAGGGGAAAACCCAGUCGUAAGGGAUCACGGAGCACCAGGGACCCACUUCGGAGAAAGAAAAAUUAAAGAUGGCCGAUGGGAUGAUGAGUGAAAACAAGGAGGUAAAUUCACUGCUGGAAGGUCCUGAGCCAGGGGACGCGCAUGGGAUGUUACUGGGAAGAUCCAGAGGGAACUUUAGCCAGAGCUGUGAGCAUGAGAAAGCCUGUGGAAAUCAGGGCCGGUCAGAGAGACAGCUGGGAAACCAGCCAGAGAAAGAAGUGGGUCGGUUUAAUGUGGCGGAGGAUGCAAGGAACUCAACGAAACAACAGCCCAGCAGAGAAGCAACAUGGGAAAGAGAAAAAAACACGUGUGCCGAGUGUGGGAAAAGCUUCAGUCGGCGCUCUCACCUUAUUUCCCAUAGAAGAAUCCACACGGGUGAGAAACCCUAUAAAUGCCUGGUUUGUGGGAAAAGCUUCAGUCAGAGCUCAAACCUUAUUUCCCACAGAAGAAUCCACACAGGAGAGAAGCCCUAUAAAUGCCUCAUCUGUGAGAAAAGCUUCAUUCAGAGCUCACAACUCAACAGACAUGAGAGAACGCACACGGGCGAGAAACCCUACACAUGCGUUGAGUGCGGGAAAAGCUUCAUUCAGAGCUCGGAUCUUCUUUCCCAUCAGAGAAGCCACACAGGAGACAGACCCUACAAAUGCCCCGUCUGUGGGGAAAGUUUUGAUCGGAGAACACAGCUUAUUAUCCAUCAGAGAAUCCAUUCCGGAGAGAAACCUUACCAAUGCCUCAUCUGUUGGAAAAGCUUCAAUCAGAGCUCCAACCUCAUUUCGCACCAGAGAAUCCAUAUGGGAGAGAGACCGUAUAAAUGCUCUGACUGUGGGAAAAGAUUCAAUCGGAGUUCGCACCUUAUGCGACACAAGAGAACCCACGCAGGAGAUAAAUGCCCCGCGUGGGGGAAAAGUUUCGACCAGAACUCAGAUCUUAUUACGCAUCAGAAAAUCCACACAGGAGAGAGACCCUAUAAAUGCCUGGACUGUGGGAAAAGUUUUGAUUGGCGUUCACACCUGGUUAUACACCAGAGAAAUCACACGGGAGAGAAUCCUUAUAAAUGUGUGGACUGCGGGAAAAGUUUCAGUUGGCGCUCAAACCUUAUUACACACCAGAGAAUCCACACUGGCGAACGCCCUUUUAAAUGCCUUGAGUGUGGGAAAAGAUUCUGUCAGAGCUCAGAUCUUUUUUCACAUCAGAGAACUCACACGGGAGAGAGACCCUAUAAGUGCUCGGACUGUGGGAAAAGGUUUAGCGACAGCUCGACCCUCAUUAAACAUAGGAGAAUCCACACAGGAGAAAAACCCUAUACGUGCCAGGUCUGCGGGAAAAGCUUCAGUCAGAGCUCCACCCAUACUCGACAUCAGAGACUCCACAGGGGAGAAAAACCUUGAAUGUGGGGGAAGGAUCUUUCGGGGCACAGGUUGUCGGAGGCAUCAGCAAAUCCACAAAGGAAAGAGACCUCUUAGAUCUCAUUAACAUAUAAAAUACUACAAGGGGAGCUCACACCAUACUGGACAUCAGAGACUCCUGCACGCAGGAGAGAAAUUCUCUCUGGGCACAGUAAAGAGACCAGAUAUUUCCUAUUUCCCACACACGUCAGGGGCGUUUGGCCCCCAAGUAUCCAGCUGCCCGUGUCUGGGGUGAGGACCCAGGAGCAGCCAAUCGUGAGCAUAUCACUUACACUGCUCCGUUCAUGAGCAAACUGAGUUUUACGCUCAUCUACUCCCCCCCCUCUGGGGACAGAUUGUCUCAUCCCCUGUUAUUCUCCUGUUGCUGUGGGUUGUGCUGAAGGGGAGAACUCUUUUGCUGUUGUUUUGUUGUGGGGAGGGGAGUUAGUACCUUUCCUAAAACCCGAAUGGAUAGAGUGGGAGGGAAUGACUCCAUAACCUGUUGGUCAGGGCAUAGGCACCGACUUCCUCUCUACCUGGUGGGGGGGUGCUUGACUCCCGCCCAGGCCCAACCUCCACCCCAUCUUUUCCCACCCCUGUCCUGCCCCCUCCCCAAGAGUGCCCUUCCCCUGCUCCCUCCUCUUCCUCCGAGUGCCUCCUGCAUUCCCCAGAACAGCUGAUCCACGGCGGGCAGGAGGCGCUGGGAGGGAGGAGGAGGAGUUGGUCAGCGGGGCUGUCAGCAGGCGAGAGGCAGUGUGAGGGUGGGGGGGGGAAACUAGGCUGCCGGUGGGUGCUUAGCACCCACUAGUGUUGCUGGAGCACCCACGGAUUUGGCGCCUAUGGGUCAGGGACCUGUGAGACCUGGUCCCCCUGCUCCAAAGCCUCUUUCAUUACUCAUAUGCAGCAGAACAGCUUCAACAGGAGAGACUAAAGAAGCCCCAUAUCCGGAGAUCCCAUAGGUUGGUGAUCGCUCUCCCGUGGGAGAACCCUGUUCAAAUCCUCUCUCUCUCCCUCAGCCAGAGGGUGGAAUCCAACCGGGGUCUCCCACAUCCCAGGUAAGUGCUCUUACCACUGAGCUAAUAGGUGGGUCGCACCACUGCCUCCUCCUCAGGCCAUUAUGUGUGGAGAGAGACGGGUGUCUAAUACACUCUCACAAGAAUGGACAUAGGUGCCUAAGCCACAUGUCUGCAAGAGAGGGGUUAAAGCCAGACUGCGGAUCAUGAGCAGAGAUAGGCCCUUGUCUCUGGCAGAGGGGAGGGACUGAGGACACACCCCUUUCAUCAGCACCUCCCAUUGGCUAGCUUAGGUGGCUCCCCUUGGAGCAUGGAUCGCAUUCUUGGGCACCUCUCUCUCCCCAUUCAUCAUGCUUAAGUCAGGUUCUACGAAUGUCAUGGUUGUUCCAGGAAUUUUCCUGGUGCCUAGAAGUCAGGGUGUUGUGAUGCUGAGCAGGGUCGAGCUGGGUCUAGAAUGUGGUCCGGACAGGAUCGGUUCAUGGGCCCACGCUAUUUAACGUUUUUAUUAAAGACCUGGAAGAAAACAUAAACUUAUCACAGAUAAAGUUUGCUGAUGACACAACUAUUAGGGGAGUGGGAAAUAAUUAAAAGGACAGGUCGCUGACACAGGGCGAUCUA